This is a messenger RNA of Eruca vesicaria subsp. sativa (arugula), 1164 nucleotides long. The record is from the annotation of a GenBank genome assembly. NCBI's taxonomy places the organism in Eukaryota, Viridiplantae, Streptophyta, Magnoliopsida, Brassicales, Brassicaceae.
AUGUUAUUUAAAUUGUUGUUGGUUGAGGUACACAUAUUCUAUAACAAAACAAUUGUAGGGAUCGAGCCAUAUGUGACGUUGUACCAUUGGGACCUUCCUCAGGCACUCCAUGACCGAUACCUCGGUUGGCUAAACCCACAAAUCAUAAAUGAUUUUGCAGCCUAUGCAGAGGUUUGUUUCCAGAGAUUUGGAGAUAGAGUGAAACACUGGAUCACAUUCAACGAGCCACACACUUUCGCUAUACAAGGCUACGACGUUGGUCUACAAGCUCCAGGCCGUUGCUCUAUUCUUUUUAAGCUCCCUUGUCGCUCAGGAAACUCAUCUACCGAGCCUUACAUCGUUGGUCACAAUGUUCUUCUCACUCACGCCACCGUAUCCGAUAUCUACAGGAAAAAGUAUAAGGCAAAGCAAGGAGGUUCACUAGGGAUAGCGUUUGAUGUAAUGUGGUAUGAACCGGAGUCAAACAAGACAGAGGACAUUGAAGCUGCACAAAGAGCUCAAGACUUUCAACUUGGAUGGUUUUUGGAUCCGUUGAUGCUUGGGGACUACCCGAGUUCGAUGAGAAGCAGAGUUGGUAGCAGAUUGCCAGUGUUCACAGGAUCUCAAUCUGCUCUGAUGAAGGGUUCACUAGACUUUGUAGGGAUUAAUCAUUACACAACGUACUACGCAAGGAACAAUGACACCAAUCUCAUAGGCACUCUCCUACACGAUGCCCUUUCUGAUUCUGGAACCGUCACUCUACCGUUUAAGGGUUUGAACGCAAUUGGAGAUCGAGCUAGUUCGAUAUGGUUGUACAUAGUGCCUAGAGGGAUGAGAAGCUUGAUGAACUACGUCAAGCAACGAUAUGGAAACCCACCAGUAUUUAUCACUGAAAAUGGAAUGGACGAUUCAAACAACAUUCUGAUCUCAAGAGAAGCAGCUCUCAAAGAUGCAAAGAGAAUCAAGUACCAUCAUGACUAUCUUGCGAGCUUACAAGCUGCGAUUAAAGAGGAUGGAUGCAAUGUGAAAGGGUACUUUGUGUGGUCACUGUUGGAUAAUUGGGAAUGGGCGGCUGGUUACAGUUCAAGAUUUGGCCUCUACUUCGUUGAUUAUAGAGACAAGCUCAAGAGAUACCCUAAGGACUCUGUUCGUUGGUUUACUUCUUUCUUGAACUCCACUUCUUGA